AUGGUUCACGCAAACCUACCAAUACUUGAUUAUCUUGUUUUAGGACCACAAAGAGAAGUGGUUUCAAUAUACAAUGAUGCAUUUGCCACUCCACCAUCCAGACCUCAAUAUUUCAUCGACGUUUAUCGCUGUGUUGAAGUUGACUUCGGCGAAUGCCCUAGCAGUGGACCGUCUGGGUACCCUGUUCCGGAAAAUAUUGAAAAAAUUGAAAUAGUGGUUCCGGAUAUAACAAACGGAAAAGUUCGGAAUUCUACCAAUAAAACGAAGUUUUAUAAAUAUGUGGUUUAUAAUCACACGUCUUGUAAAUGUGGAACCCUCAAGUUCAGGGGUACUACUCUGUAUCAAACCAUAACUAAAAACGAAGGUUAGUCCAUAGUCUUUUGAUUUUUAGAAAGUUAUUUCCGUUGUUUUAUUGUGAUAGUCAGAAAACAUGUUCAUAUAUUAUUUAGGAUGAGGACAAUAUAACCAAGAGAACGCGGAAGCUUUCCCCCCAUCACUGCACGCUAAACUGCUAUACUGAAAAUCUCAGGGUUAGCUAGGGUAUUACUUGAUGCGCUUGAAAGCUCGUAUAUAAAGCGCGGUUUCCACCUGGCGAAUUUGUUCACGCGAUGCGUCUUUGUCGGCAUCCCUCUUGCUGAUGUCAUGAGUAAUCCUGACAAAGGAUAAAGCAGCUGCGAGAGAAAAAUUCGCCCGUUGGAAAACGGGCUGUGCUUGAUUCUUUCCUGUACAUCGAGGGAUUUUCUUCGAUCUCUGCCCCGGGUUUUCCUCUCUUACAAAAAAGUAACCGUUCCUGCUGCGUUCCAUGGCAACAACCCGAGCCGCAUUAGGCAGCCUUCGACUCAACGAUGUUUUACGUAAUUCAGAUCUCAACUGCAAGGUGAUUAUUACACCGUAACCUUAUUCUGUAUGAAUUUCGCUUGUAGUGUCAAAAGCUGAUUACAGUGUAAACUGUACGAAAAAUCCGGUCAAUGUAAUACAUCGGUGUCACAGUCAUGUUUGCAAACCUCAACAAAGAUACCGUUUCACGCAUAUCGACGCUGUCCGACCGUCAACAUAUCUAGCGUACAAACAGUGUUUGCCUGGGAGUGUGGCGUUAAAAAACAAAACGUCUACAAAUCAAAUUACUUUGAUAAAUAAUAAAGUGACGUUUGUCAACCUUACAAGUGAUAUUUCAUGCAAGGCUUUUAAUGGAAAGAAUGCUGAACCAGAACUGUGCCCAAAACCUACAUCACAAAAUAGCCCAAACCCUACAACACAAAAUAUCACUUCAGGAGCUGGAAAACAAUAA
Paramuricea clavata is the source of this 1288-nucleotide messenger RNA. NCBI's taxonomy places the organism in Eukaryota, Metazoa, Cnidaria, Anthozoa, Malacalcyonacea, Plexauridae. The record is from the annotation of a GenBank genome assembly.